This is a messenger RNA of Micromonas commoda, 1503 nucleotides long. RefSeq lists its product with no specific name. Gene Ontology annotation, biological process: phosphatidylinositol dephosphorylation. Gene Ontology annotation, molecular function: phosphatase activity. NCBI's taxonomy places the organism in Eukaryota, Viridiplantae, Chlorophyta, Mamiellophyceae, Mamiellales, Mamiellaceae. Bases 1 to 1503 code for a protein of 500 amino acids. The transcript has a single exon. The record is from RefSeq and is a predicted model, not a curated record.
AUGGAAGGGCCGGAGGGUUCGAGCCAGCCGCUGGCGGGCCCAUCCGCUGUGCUCAGAGCGCGCAAUACAAAGCCAACGGAGCCCGGUGCGCAACCGAAGGCCGUGUCGCCGGUCAAGGCAUGGGACUCCGAUGGUUCUUCCGGUUCGUCGGAGAACGAUCCGGGCGCCGCGACGGUCGUCCCUUUCGACCCGGUCCCGCCCCCUCGCCUGCUGAGUGUGAGGUCUCGCGCUCCAGCGACGGACGGAUACAAUUACGAUGACACGGCGAGCACCAGCGGCAGGAAACCUGCACAGAAGGAGCUACGUGUCUGCGCGGUCACCUGGAACAUGUGCGGAAGGAAGUUCCCGAGCAACCUGGAGCCCAUGCUGGCGCCUCUGUUUGGCCGUGGCGACGACGGCGACGUCGUCCGUGGAUGGUCGGCAGCGGACGAUGACGAAGACGGAAUAGAUACUCCGUGCGAUAUACUGGUAAUCGGUGUUCAGGAAGCCGCUGCGAUGGACGGCUUCGUAGAAGGUAUACUCUCAGCGCUCGGUGGAGACGAUGAGUUUGUGCAUCUUGCGGGGGUGUCGCUGGAGCCUGGUGGAUGGAUACAGAUGGAGGUAUUCCUCAGACGAGAGCUGUUGCCCCUGGUAAGCGACGUGAGAAGAGACGCCGUAAGCUGUGGAAUAGGGAACGUGUUCGGGAACAAGGGGAGUGUCGGAGUUGCGUUCAUGUGCGCAGGGGCGGAACUAUGCUUCCUCAACGCGCAUCUUGCGGCACACACUGAGAAAGUGAAGCAGCGCAACGCUGACUACCAUCGCAUUGUGAGGACGAUGUUUGCGCCCAGAGUUGGCAGUCAGAAUGGGAGCAUAUCAUCAUCGAAGGCAGUGCGAAAACCUAAGGCGAAGGCCAACGCAGUGGCCCCCGCAGAUGCUCCCGAUGAAACUGGUGCGUUGAAACCACAUACUCCAAUCGACCCGCAUCGGCCGACUCCAGAGACUCCCUCGCGUUUUGGGGGUUUGCUCAAGCGCCGUGCGUGGACCGCCGCGGAAAGAUUUGAUAUGUGUGUGUUCAUGGGCGAUCUCAACUACCGAGUCGAGGGGAACAGACGGGCGGUGGACGUGCUCCUGGAGAAUGACAUGAUGGACGUGAUGCUGUCCAAUGACCAGCUCGGGAUCGAAAAAGCCGCCGGGCGUGCCUUUUCUGGCUGGUCCGAGGCUGAACUGAAAUUUCCGCCGACAUACAAGCUGAAUCGUGGUACUGCAGAUGUCUACGACACCUCAGCUAAGCAGCGAGUUCCUUCGUGGACCGAUCGCGUCCUCUGGAGGACCAAGACAGGCGGCAAGGUGCGGUGCAACAACGGAGCUGACGUUUACACCUCAGCCAAGGGAAUCAGGACGUCCGACCACCUUCCGGUAGUCGCGCGGAUCAAAACCACAAUUUUUGAUGCAAAUCUUGCCGCGAUUCGAGGAGGUGGGCAUCCGAGCACGGGCUCAAGGUCGCGGUUGUGCUCUGUCAUGUGA